Molecule: messenger RNA, 5339 nt
Organism: Linum trigynum
Lineage: Eukaryota; Viridiplantae; Streptophyta; Magnoliopsida; Malpighiales; Linaceae
Source: the annotation of a GenBank genome assembly
AUUCUGACUCUUUCUUUUUAUCAAUAUUUUGUGGUUGAUGUGAGGGGUAGAAAUCCCUAGCUUAUACAAGUACAACCAAUAGUUCAAAGCAGGAAACAGAGAAGUGAAUACAUGUUCUCCUAUAGGUAAAGAGUGACCGAAAGAAGCAAUAAAGUCAGCCACAAAAUUUGCUCCCCUGUAUACAUGAGUGAGGCAAACGUGCCACUGUAAUGCAAAGAGACAUUGUAUCUCAGUGACCAAAACAAAGUGCGGAUGAGUGGGCACUACAAACCAAAUAAGCCUAAGUGUCGUUGGCGAGUCGUUUUGUGUAAAAAUAUUCCAAAUCCAAAAAUUCCAGACAAUCCUGAGACAAUGCGCAACUCCAUCCAAAUCUACACAGGUAAUGGAAACCCCCUCUCCCCAUGGUCCAUUGUGUCCCCUCACGAUGUCACUCGUCACCUUGCUACAAGAAGAGUGAAAGAUUGAUCUGUCAACAUUCAAGCAUGCCCAGACGUGUGGUGGUGACAUCCAACAAAUUAGCUUUCUUUGUAGUGCUCUCCCUUCUCCAAAUAUUGAUAACAACAUAUUUAUACAUGUUCUUCCCCUCAUUUAUUGGUCGUUUGGGGUUGAUAUCUUGCAUCCAAAGCCUAUUUUACGAUAGGUUGUGUUCAUUUGUCAUAUUGCAGGUCCUAAUACGUGAAGAAAGGCUUAGGAGCAAGUUCGGUGAAUUGGAAGAUGACUAAGACUUCGGAGGAAAACUAGCUGAAUUACACGAGGAUGGCUUAUGGGUGAUGAUACACGACCAUGCUUUGUAAGGAACAAACUGAUAACAUCGGAUUUGCACAUGUUUGCACCAUCAUUUCUUGAUCAUUUUGGCUUGAGUUUCUGCUUUCUUGGACUAUUUUACGCUAGGUUGUGUUCCUUUGUCACAUUUCAGGUCCUAGCGUGUCAAGUUUUUGGCGCCGUUACCGGGGACUUUCUAGAUUAUUAGGAAAGGCAGAAGUUUGUUACUUUAGAAUUUUUUUCCACCCUUGCUUUUCACUUGGGUGUUUUUUUUUUUGUUUUUUUUUGUUGGUGCAGAUCUGAAUCAUGGAUCCUAAUGGCUUCUCCAACCAUUGGGGGUAUCCACCACCAUCCGAGUGGUAUUACCCCGAGACUCCCUGGAGUAACCAAGGAGGAGAAUACUAAGGAUUCGGGUUUCAGUACCAACCUCCCUACUACGAAGAACAAUCAGACCCUUGGGUAUUUCAAGAACAAUCUCCUUAUCAAGAAGAAUUCCUCCCACAACAAGAAGGACCAUCAGAUCUUGGGUUUGCCACAGCCUUCACGGGCGAUCCGGCAGAGCCAUGCUACACUCCACAGCCAGAUCCAAACUAUCACUUGAGGCUUCUCGUGGAGCAGAUUGCUCGAGUACCUGAGAGAUCCUUUCCCGAGAUGGAUCCUCAUAUCCAGGCCAUUGUCCAAACUGACUUCUCAUUUCCCCGUGAAACAGAGGAUACCCUUCGGAGCAUAAAGGAGCACAUAGAGGUCAUUAAGAAAGCCGGUUCACAGUUUUCUCAAGACAACCUUUAUGCUGCCAUACAAGUAGAGGUGGAGGAAGAAGAAGGCAAUCAUGAGGAUGUUGAGGAGCAUACAGAAGUUGUCAAGGAAAUCUCCCAUGAUAAUCAUGAUCAAGUAUAUCCUCUGGUGGUAGAUCACAACUUUCCCCAUUUCCGCUCUGACAUGCUGGGCCCGAGCGAGGAGAUGCAAGCUGAACUUAUUGAGAACCUUGCAUGGCGACUUGCUCUCCAAUCAGUUAUGGAAGAAGAAGAUAGAGAAAGGGUGAGGAAAGAAGUUGUGGAGGAUGAGGAAGAAAGCAAAGAAGAGGUAGUUCUUGAUCUUUUCCGAGGAGAGAGACCACAUUUUGAAGAAGGAAGAGGGGUUGAAGAAGCGAGUGGUGUCCAGGCUGAGGAUGAAGUUGAGGUGGAAGAGGCUUGCACCGGCCCAAUAAUACAAGUAAUAUCCCCACCAAAAUUCGAGGAACUGCUUAGCAAGGACCUAUUUGCAGUGUCUCUUUGCCAGACCAAGGCCACAUCGACAUCGGUCCCUCUUGGUGGAUGCGAUGGUGGCCAAUCUAUGUUGUCAUAUAUGGUUUGGGGAAAUGGGACGAGAGAAGAGAAGAAGAGGUCUCGAGGAUGGAGACUUCAUCUGCAUCAAGUGCACGAGCUUCCAUCACUAGUCAUACCACAUGCUCGUGACUUGCGACUCCACCUCAUUGACGAGAACCUCAACUUCAAGGAGUUUCUAGCAUGGACCGAAACUUAGGAGCCAUCGUCCGGCUCACGACGUGAAAGAAGCGCUUGUUGGGAGGCAACCCAACCAGUCGGUUUGCAUUUCUUUCUCUAUUUCUCCUCGGUUGAGUCAGUUUUGUUAUUUGAUUUUAGAGUCAAUAACUCAACCUUUGUGAGAUUUUGUGUGGUGUUUGUGUUCUGAUUACUCUCUCUUUCUGGAAUGCACCGCUUGACCCGUCCAUCAUCAUUCACCCUUGAUCUGGUAACUUCGUUCUACUCUCCUUAUCUUUCCUCCAUUGAGGACAAUGUCGUGCUUAAGUGUGUGUGUGUGGGGGGGGGUGUUUGAUUAUGUAUGCGGGUGAAUGUUUGGCUGUUUGUGUGCUUGGAGCCUAGUCCACUGUCCAAAUUUGAGAUUUGAGGGCUCCAAGUACUGCUGUUUGCUUGAUCAUAUUGGCACUGUGGUUUUAAUUGGUGAAUUGAAUGACUUUCGACUUAAUGCAUGACAACUGAGGUGUGACUAGGACAACCUAUAAUGAUGACUGAGACGUGUAGUAGAAUUUUGUAGGGGUUUGGUUUUUCAACUGUUUGCUUACCAACUGUGACUUGGAUUGAUAACUUGUUCUUGACAGUUGGUUGUGCAUCUAGUUCAGGGAAUCAGAAUGAGAGAUAGAGCAUAUAGGUAGCCAUGUGAGAUUUGAGCGUGCUCGUUCUUUCUUGUGCGAUAGUUCCCUCUUCCAUGAUGUGUAGCAUUCACGUUGUCAUUAGCUAAGAUGUUGGAGGCAUAGGAUUAGCCCACGACCAAAUUGACUGUCCUGAUGUGUCAUAUCCUCUAGUCAGCCCCUUUGAGCCGUGUGUUAUCCUUUCUUUCAGUCUACAAUGAAAAAUCACCCUUUUGCAUCUUUUAGAAGGUUCCACAGAGUGGUUUUUACAUGUUCUCUGAUGUUUCUGCUAAAUAUAAUGUGAGGGUUGGAGGUAGUGCUUAAAAGUUGGGCAUAUGUUUGAAAUAUGUGCAGAGGUGGUGGUUCUCUUAAGGAAUGAAAAAAAAGAAUGAAAGAAAAAAAAAUGAGAGCAAAAGAGAGCCACUACCAAAAAUCUGAAUAGUGCCCAUUAAGUAGUGUUUCUUAGCAGUCUGGCUUGGAAAUGCUGACAUUUAUAUAACCUCCUUCGCUCGUGUGCUCGUAAGAAUUUGACUAAUGCAGAAUGGCAGAAAGAAAGUAAGUGGUUUGAUUGACUGUGAUUGUGUUGGGUUUGGAAUUGUGGAACCUUGUGCUACGAAUACUUCCACCACCUAAAAGGCCUUUUCCCCAUGUCCAAGACCCUAGCCAGUCAUCUGAACCUGUGUCUAAGACCUCCGGAUUAGUUAGUGAUGACACCUCAUAUGUGAACUCUAGCAUUUAGAGGCUGCCGUCAUAGUGAAGAGAUGUUAGGGAUUGAGAGAAUAAGCAUGCGCAUUUUCUCAUAUUGUCCUCACCCCACUGGUCGAGAGUGAGCGAUUCAUUUUCUCAUGUUCUCUAUAAUCUUGUACCCCGGUGAAGACCUAGAUUGCUCGGUCUCUAUUCUGAUAUCUUGAGUUUUGUGCAUGAGGUGACUGUCUUGAGUAAGUGGUUGAGUCAAGUCUAUGUUGAUUGAUGAACAGAAGGGAGACUCCUCCUUUACUCAAUUUUGCUGCACUCGAAUGUCCUCUGUGGUGGUUGUCCAGGUUGCGGUUGAAGUUGUUCAUGUGUUGAUGUUUGAAAGCCAGUGUGAUUCCCAUGUUUUGUGCCUAUAUGAUUUGUCCCCAAUGUUGGUAUGAUUGAAAUUGUGAGCUUACCUUGUGUCUGACUUGGUUUGCUUGGGGACAAGCAAACGGUUAAGUGUGGGGGAGUUUGAUAACAUCGGAUUUGCACAUGUUUGCACCCUCAUUUCUUGAUCAUUUUGGCUUUAGUUUAUGCUUUCUUGGACUAUUUUAUGCUAGGUUGUGUUCCUUUGUCACAUUUCAGGUCCUAGCAUGUGAAUUGAAGCAUAGGCACAAGUUUCAAGUCAAUCGGAGAUCAUUUGGCAAUUCGAAAGAAGAAACACGAGCAUGACCUAAGGAAUAAUGGACUUCUACCUCAUAUUAUGGACAAAUAAUCAUGGAAUUUUGUCAUGAAAAGAAAGAGCACGAGACUACGAGCGUCUGGGAUCAAACGGCGACUGAUUCGGAGUCCGGACAAGGGAGAAACGAAGCAUUAAACAGAGGCUGAGCAAGCCACACGGGCACACCUAAAAACCCACACGAGCGUGUGACCUGGCCAUGAGGCCAUGUGGGAUUUACCGAGCACUCACACGGGCAUCCUGGGGAGCCAUACGGCCGUGUGGCCCCUGCCCGUGUAGCUUGCCUGGUUUCCCAUUAAUCGAAACUCCGCGUUUUGGCACUCACACGGGCAGCUGGGUAAGCCACACGGUCGUGUGGCCUGACCAUGUGAGUCGGGAAUCUCUGGUUUUAAGCCAAAUUUCGAGCCAAAGGAGAGGGAGAGCUGGGUUUUGGUUUCCAAACACCCAAGGGACAAACCCUAGAGAGAGAGAGCGACUUGGGAACAUUCUUGGAGCUAUUUUGGAGGAUUUCUUCGCCAUUGGAGCUCGGGAAUCAAGCUUAGAGAUGGAGAUUGAAGAUCUAGAUAAGAUUGCUGCAGUCUCUCUCUUCUCUAUGGAGUAACUUCCCUUCACUUAGGUUUUGAGGAACCCUAGUUCCAUGUGCUAGGAUCUUUCUUGUAUGAAGUUUUGGAUGCUAUAUUGUUUGAUUAUAAUCGAUUGAGGCAUGAUUUAUAGAGUCAAUUGAAGCCUGAUCAUCUUCUCUUGAUUUCAGCUUUAACCUAUGAUAGAUAGAAUCUGAUUAGGUUAAGAGAGCUUCCUUGAUUGAUAGUGGUGAAUUGGUUGUGCGAGAGUCAAUCAAUUCACUGCUUUGUACUGUAAUUCAUUCCAGUAGUGGAGAUCUGUGUGAAUCGCCUUAGCAGUCUAUCCCGGUGAAGGCUAGUCGCCUGCCGGGUAUUCUGUCUAAGAGGGCUUGGUCAGCUUAAGAGAUUCCAAGCUAAUUUAGCAUCUUCCGCAGUUUAAUCAACUGUAGACCAACCA